AAAUUAUUUUAUUUUUUAAUAGUUUAUUUAAGAUUUGUUAAGAUUGCAAAAAGAAAAUUGUUGUAUAAUAUUUUAGAUAAAAAAGUUAGUAAGGAUUUAUAGGAUUUAUUGAGCGAGUUUUAAAUUGCAAAAAAAUUGAGAAAAAUGUCUGAAGCUGCUGUGCGUGUACUGAAGACCGGCAUGCGUUUGCCACCAUUGCCUACCCUACGCGAUCUGGUGAAAUUGUAUAAAUUGCAGGCUUUGAAACAAUUAUCACAGAACUUCUUAAUGGAUGAGCGUAUAACAGAUAAAAUUGUUAAAAGUGCUGGACGCAUAGACCCCCGAGAUACGGUUUUAGAAGUCGGUCCAGGUCCGGGCGGCAUAACACGUUCUAUUUUAAGAAGACAGCCUCAACGUAUAGUUUUAGUAGAGAAAGAUGCCAGAUUUUUACCUACCUUAGAACUUUUACGAGAUUGCGCCAAACCUUUAAAUCUACAAGUUGAUAUUUUCGUUGAUGAUAUUUUACGUUUUGAUAUAGAGAAUCAUGUGCCCGACACAUCUCAUCGUUUACAUUUAAUAGGUAACUUACCAUUUUCUAUCUCCACCAGAUUGCUUAUCAACUGGUUUGAGGAUUUAUCAUUAAGACGCAAGGCUUUUCGUCGCAAUGACACCUGCAUGACUUUAACUUUCCAAAAGGAGGUGGCAGAUCGCAUAUGUGCUCCCUUGGGACACGAGCAAAGAAGUCGUCUCUCUAUUAUGUCACAAAUUUGGACACAACCCAUACUCAAAUUUACCAUACCGGGCAAAGCGUUUGUGCCCAAACCCGACGUCGAUGUGGGUGUUGUUAAACUAGUGCCGCUGAAGCAGCCCAAAACUGAUUUACCAUUUCCGUUGGUGGAGAAAGUAGUGCGCCAUAUUUUCAAUAUGCGUCAAAAAUAUUGUCGCCGGGGCUAUGGUACUCUCUUUCCUCCAGAACAACGUGACGAAAUGUGCUAUGAGUUAUUUAAACAGGCAGAUGUGGAGAGCACUCUAAGACCUUUUCAAUUAUCUGUAGAUGAGUGCAUACGUUUGGCUACGGUUUAUAAGGAAUGCAUUGAUAAAAGUCCGGAUAUUGCUUUAUAUGAUUUCCGUGCUCCUAAAAAUCCUACACAAGAAGUUGAUGUUUGAAAUGUAUUAUUGCAACAAUUUAUUCGUUUUCAUUUAAUAUUUUGUUUAAUAAAAUAAUCUUUAUUUGUAUAAAA
Molecule: messenger RNA, 1220 nt
Organism: Calliphora vicina (urban bluebottle blowfly)
Lineage: Eukaryota; Metazoa; Arthropoda; Insecta; Diptera; Calliphoridae
Gene: mtTFB1
Product: mitochondrial transcription factor B1
Exons: 2
Coding region: 145-1146 (333 amino acids)
Biological process (GO): transcription initiation at mitochondrial promoter; rRNA methylation
Cellular component (GO): mitochondrial matrix
Molecular function (GO): rRNA (adenine-N6,N6-)-dimethyltransferase activity; mitochondrial transcription factor activity
Source: RefSeq, a predicted model, not a curated record